Molecule: messenger RNA, 438 nt
Organism: Olea europaea var. sylvestris
Lineage: Eukaryota; Viridiplantae; Streptophyta; Magnoliopsida; Lamiales; Oleaceae
Product: classical arabinogalactan protein 26-like
Exons: 2
Coding region: 1-438 (145 amino acids)
Source: RefSeq, a predicted model, not a curated record
AUGACUUUAAUGGUUCCAUCUUUACAUUCUUUACCGUCUGAUAAGAUUUCUUCCAUUUCUUCUGCACCUGCAUUACCGCCAAAUCCACCACUGUCCCCUGAUGUUUCUCCUCUUUUGCCUUCUCCUGGUGGGGUGGUGCAUCCUCCCACUGGAUCAUCUUUACCAACCAUUCCCUCUGAUUCCACUCAGAAUCCCGAUUUGACGAACCCCGUUGGACCGGAUACCGCGUUUGCACCAUCCGGGUUGUUGCAGGCUUCCUCGACAGAGUCGAGAUUUCUAGUCACAGGGUUGAAACUUGGAACUUUUGUUGGUUUCUUGGCUCAUUGUACUAGUCUUCAGGAUCCCUUUAUAACAUGGAACCGAAUAUCAUGGUUGCACCAUCGAGGUUAUACAGUCUUCCUCGACCGAGUCGAGAUAUCCAGUGAAAGGGUUUACUAG